Messenger RNA from Cavia porcellus (domestic guinea pig), 1489 nucleotides. Its product is annotated as indolethylamine N-methyltransferase. The coding region runs from base 41 to 832 and encodes 263 amino acids. The transcript has 3 exons. Gene Ontology annotation, molecular function: amine N-methyltransferase activity; N-methyltransferase activity. NCBI's taxonomy places the organism in Eukaryota, Metazoa, Chordata, Mammalia, Rodentia, Caviidae. Gene Ontology annotation, cellular component: cytosol. The record is from RefSeq and is a predicted model, not a curated record.
AAGACAGAGCAGUCAGGCAGGAGAAUAAACUUAGGUCACCAUGGAGGGUAACUUCAAUGAUCCGGAAGAAUACCAGAAGUACUUCAUACCCAGAGACUACCUGGCUGAUUUCUACAGCUUUGAGCAUGGCCCCUCAGCUGAGACUGAGAUGGUCAAGUUUCAUCUGCAGUGUCUCCACAAGACCUUUGGCCCAGGGGGCCUCCGAGGAGAAACACUGAUUGAUGUAGGUUCGGGCCCUACCAUCUACCAAGUACUGGCUGCCUGUGAGGCCUUCAGUGACAUCACCCUGUCUGACUUCGUGGACCGCAAUAGGGAGGAGCUGCAGAAAUGGCUGAGCAAGGAUCCGGAGGCCUUUGACUGGACGCCAGUGCUGAAAUUAGCCUGUGAGCUGGAAGGGAACAGCAGCCACUGGCAGCAAAAGGCGGAGAAGCUCCGGGCCACAGUGAAGAGGGUGCUCAAGUGUGAUGUGCGCAUGAGCAACCCACUGGCCCCGGUGAAGAUGCCACCUGCGGACUGUGUGCUCACCAUGCUGGCCAUGGAGUGUGCCUGCAAAACCCCGGCUGCCUACCGAGCUGCGCUGUGCAACCUUGCUGCUCUACUUAAGCCUCAUGGCCAUCUGGUGACCACUGUCACAUUGCACAUCUCCUCUUAUAUGGUAAGGAAGCAUGAGUUCUCCUGCGUGGCCAUGGCCAAGGAGGAAGUGGAGCAGGCUAUCCUGGAUGCUGGCUUUGACAUCGAGGAGUUCCUGUACAGUACCCGGAGCUACUCUGCCACUCAUGCUCCCAACCAGGGGAUGUGCUUCAUUGUGGCCCGAAAGCGGCCUGGGCCCUGAGCCAAAGAAUCAGCCAAGUGUCCCAGGCCCUGAGCCAAGAUGAGAGGAGUUAGAAUUGGGUAAUAUCUAGUGGCCUCUGCUUUCAACACUCACCUUUCUCCCUCUCAAGUAGAGAUCAUAACACCCUUGUUUAGAAAUUCCAAUAUACCGUCUCUUCAGAUCCUACUAGUAGGAUAUCCCCUUCUAGUACCCUGAGCUCUCUGAUUCCUGUGCAACUCUGGAGCCCCCAAGUCACGGUCUCAGUUUUCACUCAGGGAGGCAAAGCCAAAGGCAGAGGCCUUUUGACAGUGGUGUAUUGGGGAGUGUUUAAAAACAGCUCUAAUUCUGAAGUAAUCACUCAGGAAAAAGAAAAAAAGAAAGAAAGAAAGAAAGAUAGAAAGAAAGAAAGAAAGAAAGAAAGAAAGAAAGAAAAAAAAAACCCAGCUCUAAGAAGAGAAAAGCCCAUUUUUCAGUGACACAUAUUUCCUCAGUGCAAAUGCUCCCAACAUGGUUGAUUUCAAGUUACCAGUGUUUUCAUUUCUGUAUCAUAAACUCCUAAAAAUCUUACCAUUAUUACAUAUAGAACCUAAGAUAAGGGCUGGUCAUUUGGCAAACAAAACUACAAGACAAUCAGUUAAUUGAACUUUGAAUUAAUAAAAUAACAUUUUAAAAAGAUAA